Molecule: messenger RNA, 2481 nt
Organism: Athene cunicularia (burrowing owl)
Lineage: Eukaryota; Metazoa; Chordata; Aves; Strigiformes; Strigidae
Gene: MAEA
Product: macrophage erythroblast attacher
Exons: 10
Coding region: 52-1356 (434 amino acids)
Biological process (GO): proteasome-mediated ubiquitin-dependent protein catabolic process
Cellular component (GO): nucleus; GID complex; cytoplasm
Molecular function (GO): ubiquitin protein ligase activity; protein binding
Source: RefSeq, a predicted model, not a curated record
UCCGGUCGGGGCUGGGGGAGGGCGGGGGAGGCGGUUGGUGCCCAAUCCAAGAUGGCGGUGCAGGAAUCAGCUGCUCAGCUCUCAAUGACUUUGAAGGUGCAGGAGUAUCCCACUCUCAAGGUGCCAUAUGAAACACUGAACAAACGGUUUAGAGCUGCACAGAAGAACAUUGAUCGAGAGACUAGCCACGUUACAAUGGUUGUGGCAGAGCUGGAGAAGACACUGAGCAGUUGUCCUGCUGUGGAUUCAGUUGUUAGUCUCCUGGAUGGAGUAGUUGAAAAACUCAGUGUUCUGAAACGAAAGGCAGUUGAAUCAAUCCAGGCUGAAGAUGAAAGUGCAAAACUCUGCAAACGUAGGAUUGAACAUCUGAAAGAACAUAGUAGUGACCAGCCAGCUGCUGCAAACAUGUGGAAGAAGAAACGUAUGGAUCGUAUGAUGGUGGAACAUCUUUUACGCUGUGGCUACUACAAUACAGCUGUAAAAUUAGCGAGACAAAGUGGUAUUGAGGACUUGGUAAAUAUUGAGAUGUUUUUGACUGCUAAAGAAGUGGAAGAAUCAUUGGAAAGACAAGAAACUAUGACUUGCUUGGCUUGGUGUCAUGAUAACAAAUCCAGGCUCAGAAAAAUGAAGGGGCGCCAAAAUGAGAUUGAACCGAAGAUGGGACGCAAAAGUAAAUCGGCCAGUGAUUACUCUAAAGAAAAUGAUGAUCUUGUUAUGGAAACCAUUAAAGGAAAACCAGAAUUGAGCUGUCUGGAGUUCAGCCUAAGGAUUCAGGAGUUCAUUGAACUCAUUCGACAGAACAAGAGACUGGAUGCUGUGAGACAUGCAAGAAAGCAUUUCAGUCAGGCUGAGGGAAGCCAGCUGGAUGAGGUUCGACAAGUGAUGGGAAUGUUGGCCUUUCCUUCAGACACUCAUAUCUCCCCCUACAAGGAUCUCUUGGACCCUGCUCGAUGGAGAAUGCUGAUCCAACAGUUUAGAUAUGAUAACUACAGACUACAUCAGCUGGGAAACAAUUCUGUUUUUACUAUAACACUCCAGGCAGGCCUUUCAGCUAUAAAAACACCACAGUGUUAUAAAGAGGAUGGGAGCUCAAAAAACCCAGACUGCCCUGUGUGUAGCAAAUCCCUGAACAAGCUGGCUCAGCCUCUGCCUAUGGCACAUUGUGCCAACUCCCGACUAGUCUGCAAGAUUUCGGGGGAUGUAAUGAACGAAAAUAAUCCUCCUAUGAUGUUACCAAAUGGAUAUGUCUAUGGAUACAAUUCUCUGCUUUCUAUUCGUCAAGAUGACAAAGUAAUUUGCCCAAGAACCAAAGAAGUCUUCAACUUCUCACAAGCUGAGAAAGUCUACAUCAUGUAGGUCCAUAAAACACAUGAUGAAGUGCCGCUGGAAUUUUGACACAGUGUAUAUUGGCAUACCCUGUAAAGGGGGGGGCCUUAAUGUGUGGCAAAGAAGCAAAACCUGCCACCUUGGGGAUCAGACCUGUCGGUGGCAUUAUUGUUUCUUGCGACCAAAGAUCAAUGAGCAACAAAAAAAAAAAAAAAAAAAAAGAGAGGAAUUAUGACUUAAGUUUGUACUUGAAUAAAAACAAAAACAAAUUUUGAUUGUUAAGGUUUUGUAACAUAAGGUCAAAAAUUGGACUAUUCUCAAAAGUACUUUCAUCUUCUAAAGGAUAACUUUCUUUAAAGAUGGACACUUGCACUGGGGAGAAGUUAAAACAGAUUUGAAAUUAAAUCCAUUUUUCUUCCCUCUUUUUCACAAUUGUCCAAGACCCUUUUGUUAUCAAAGAUUUCAGUACUACCAAUAUGUUCUCCUUUAAGCUCCUCUUUGCCUUCUUUAUGAUCCUCUUGUGAAGUAAUCCUGAACACGAAUUAUAUAACUUAUUUCCAUGGGAAGAUAUUGAUGUCUUUUGACACAACACUGGCUUCUCUGGAGGAUCAACUAGGGACUGGUUUGAAGGAGUAUAAAGUCUUUUUCCAAACCCAAAUAUUUUAAGGAGGUUGCAUAAGUAUCAAGAGGAACUGAGAACAUUUCAGGCACAAUCCAAUGCUUGUUUAAAUGUUCUUUUUCCAGUCUACCAUAGUGUUAAAGUCCUUCUAAAGUUAUUAGUUAUGUGCAUAGGGUUCAAUAUGAAAUCAUUAGUGCUACUGCCUUAUUUCUUGCUUUGAGAAUGUACUCACAUGAAAAUGAGCUGGUAUUCUUAAGUGUUGGGCGAAGUUUCUGAAGAUGCCUUGCAGGAUGAUUACAUAAUUUUAGGGUCUAAAUAGUAUUCAUUACUGAAACUAAUAGUUCAAUUUUAACAACUACAGAACACAUCCUUAUGACUUUUCAAAAGAAUUAAACCAUUGUAGUUUAAACAAAACCAUAUUGUAGAGGUUUGUAUUUAGCGCUUAUUUUUGCAUGUUGAUGUUGAUUAGCUAAUAAAAGAUUGUAAAUGUAAAACAUGUUAAUAAAAAUUGUUUUCCAUUUCUUGAUUAUAUAAAA